Messenger RNA from Laetiporus sulphureus 93-53, 1605 nucleotides. RefSeq lists its product as uncharacterized. The record is from RefSeq and is a predicted model, not a curated record. Gene Ontology annotation, cellular component: nuclear pore transmembrane ring; spindle pole body. NCBI's taxonomy places the organism in Eukaryota, Fungi, Basidiomycota, Agaricomycetes, Polyporales, Laetiporaceae. Gene Ontology annotation, molecular function: protein-macromolecule adaptor activity. The coding region runs from base 1 to 1605 and encodes 534 amino acids. Gene Ontology annotation, biological process: nuclear pore organization; spindle pole body localization. The transcript has 7 exons.
AUGGCAACCAUUUAUGAACGCGACGUCGACCCGCGUUUAACCGUUUUCGUCAAGUCGAAGAAGCACCCGCUAUACCUGAAUGGCCGUACCAUCUACCUGAUGUCCUCGCAAGCGCUGCUAGGAUGUGCGUACCUGGCGCGCACGAUCUUGCUAGACAAGUUCUCAGUCCGCUGGAAAGAGGUGUUCUCAUCGCCUGGAUUACCCCCUGCAGAGCGCGGGUCGCGUCGUCUCGCCAAUAUGCUGACGACGUUCGCAAGUGUAUCACUUUUUGUUGUACUGUGCAGUACAUUACACGCGGUACUCUUUGGCUUCGCGCGUUCGGUCGUCCUACCUGUUCUUCACCUGCUUCCGUUUGUAUCCCAAAUUCUUCGCCCUUUUACUGCUCACUUCCUCCGAGGAUCGUUCACGCUCACUCUAUUGUUCCGCCAAUGGCCUCUUAUUUGCCGGACCUUCUACCUUGCGAUGACGACCGUUGCCUGCUGGGAAACGGCAGAAUCUCCACUGUUUUCGGGCAUCAACGUUGCAAACAGUGCCGCGGACCCAGCAUUAGCCCUCGUUUCUGGCAUCACGUCAUCCGACGGCUGCUUCAAGCACUUUGCCUAUGCUGAGCUGCAACAGCUUGCCAGCGAGAAUUCUCCAACUGCAAGCGCUCGACGUACGGAACUGUUCUCAGACCAGAAGUAUAAUCCGACCAUGUGGUCGACCCUCGUCCGUGAGGCCUUGUUGACGCUGGGCAAGGAUUAUCAGCUGCUGUUGAGGAGAGGUCAGCCAGAGGCUCCGCCUGCACCUCCCGCGAAUCCCCCCCUUGCCGUGCCUGCGGAGGUGAAGCCUGUUCCUCUCAUUCGGACAUCUGUCCUGAAGGCCACUUCUGCCUCUCCUCUGCGCGCCGCGCUCGAUAGUCUCGCGUCCGACGGACCUAUCUCUACUGUAGUUGGAUCCACAGCCGACGCCGGCGUAUCCCACAUCCCGGAGCUUUUCCAGUCCGUCUUGCACGCCAGUCCCGGUGGGGAUAGGGCGAUCGAGGCAGUGAAGAAGAGCGAGGAGCAGAUGGUAGGGCUGUAUGAGCAGACGAAGGUGAAGUGGCAGGGAGGCCUUGGCGGCAUCUUGCGCAGGAACGCGCCGGCCCAAGUGAUAGAAGUGGUGGGGAUGGUGGAGGAGUGGUGGACGCGAGAUCGGGUGAACAAGGCUGUGGAAAUGGCUUUGCCGAAUAGACAUCUGGACGUGCUCGCGAUCUCGGUUUUAUGCAGCCUAAUCUGUGCCUCAUUGACCGAGGAUAAAUAUGGAGUGGUCCAACGGGACAUACCACGAAUGCUAGAAGCGUUGGUGUCGUUCCUCGUUGUUGCGGAAGAAUACCAGGCGGAUAUUUCUAGGAAGUACAACGUUCCCAGUGAGGAAGACAUGAAGAAGCUGCCAAAAAAGGAAUGCGCGGAGAAAGAGCGCCUCGCGUUUGAGGUUGCUAAUGCAGGGGAGGUGUUGACGGAAGUUAGCAACGUCCUCAAAGACGGCAUCAUGCAAGUUGUCAGGACGUUCGGGGACAAGUUGGCUGCGUUCAAGUUCCCGUUACGGACAGCAAAGAAAUUGCAGACCUUCGUGGACUAUGCGUAG